AUGUCUGCUGACCUUGGCGCCGAUUCUGUGCCUGCAGCGCCGCCGAACCUCAACCUCUCCCCCGAAGAGAAGCGAGUCUAUGCACAGCUAUUUCGCCAAGCUGAUGCAGAAGGCGCUGGAUUUGUCACUGGCGAUGCCGUCGUGGCGUUGGCUGAGAAAACAAGACUUCGGAAUGAUCAGUGCCAAACAAUAUGGCAGAUCGCGGACAGUGAGGACCGUGGUUUCCUCACGCCGACAGGCUUCAGCGUUUUUCUACGUUUGAUCGGCCAUGCUCAAGCCGGACGGGAACCGACAGCCGAACUAGCCCUCCAACAAGGCCCGAUACCUCGAUUCGAGGGCUUGUGGACAUCGCCGGCGCUGGGUUCGCCCACCUCGUCAAGCCCAGCGCCGCUGCAAGCUCAAGCAAGUGGUGGCGCCGUCCGAAUACCAUACUUGACUCCGGACAAGGUGUCAGAAUAUGCUGCGAUAUUUGAGCGCCUGCCGCUGCAAGCUGGCAGACUUCACGUUGAACAGGCCAGACUGAUCUUUGAGAAAUUCGGUUUGCCCAAGGAAACGAUAAGAGACUUUUGGACGCUCACGGGUAUUGAGGAACGAGGGUUCUUUGUGCUCCCCGAAUUCGCUAUUGCUAUGCAUUUGUUUACCUGUAUCAAGGCUGGUAGUUUACGUUCCAUGCCCAAGGCCCUGCCGCCCGCUUUGUACGAGGCCGCCACUAGACGCGGUGCUGCACCCCGUCAAUCCCCCAGUAACACCGGUAUGGGACCGAUACCAAGGCAGUUGAGCGGUUCCGCCCAGAUGCGAGUAGGCAGCCCUCUUGGAAGGCCGCCAAUCGCGCCGGCCGCAGCCGGUGGUGAUUGGGCUGUGUCCGCUGCAGACAAGGCCAAAUUCGAUCAAAUUUACGCUACUCUCGAUAAAACCAAUAAGGGGUAUAUUAGUGGAGAGGAGGCUGGUCCAUUCUUGAGGCAGUCUAACCUUCCGGAGGAAAAAUUGGCCCAGAUAUGGGACCUUGCCAACUUCAACAAUCAAGGCCAGCUUACUCGAGAAGGAUUCGCUAUCGCCAUGUACUUUAUUCGACAGCAGAGAAGCGGCGUUGGCGGUGAUCUGCCCGAAACGCUGCCCGAGAACCUCAUUCCUCCCAGCGUCCGCAACCAGAGGCAGCCUCCUCCGUUCCCUGCGCCAGUAGCACGGUCUGCGCCUCCGCAGCCCAAAUCCGCCAUGGACGACUUGUUUGGGCUUGAAUCGACUCCCAGCCCCGUGCCUGCGCCAGUACAAACUACCAUGUCUACUGGGGGGUCGAAUGCGAAUGAUCCAUUUGCUGGCGGUUCAGCUAUUCUGCCUCCAUCGUCCCCUAUUCGCCCGACCACCACGGGUACCACAUUCAAGCCAUUUGUGCCAUCUUCAACAUUUGGCAAGGGCUUGACCGGACCACCGUCUCAAGGGGAUGUCCCCAAGCAGUCAGAAGAUCUUUUGGAAGACAAUGACCCGGAAGCCAGCAAGAACAUCACUGGAGAGACGACCGAGUUGGCCAAUUUGUCCAACCAAAUUGGAACCCUCUCGAAGCAGAUGCAGGAUGUUCAAAGCAAACGAACCACAACCCAAGGCGAGCUUAAUCAGACGAAUUCUCAGAAACAAAACUUUGAGCAACGACUGGCGCAACUGCGAGCCCUGUACGAGAAGGAGGCCGAGGACACCCAGUCUCUGGAGAAACAGCUGAGAAAAUCUCGUGCUGAUACACAAAAGCUUCAGUCUGAGUGCAUGACCCUCGAGGGAACAUUCAGAGACGUUCAGUCUCAGCAUCAACAACUUGCAGCCGCUUUGCAAGCGGACCAGCAGGAGAAUGCAACCCUGCGAGAACGCAUCCGGGUUGUCAACGGCGAGAUUGCCAAGCUCAAACCCCAGAUUGAGAAGCUCAAGUCGGACAGUCGCCAGCAGAAGGGUCUAGUUGCCAUCAACAAGAAGCAGCUAUCCACGACCGAGGGAGAACGAGACAAGCUUAAGAACGAAGCUGCCGAACUGGCCAAGGGAGGGGAAGAUGCUGCCAGGCAAAUGGACAGCAACUCACCAACCUCGGCAUCUGCACAGGUUGCGAGCCCGGCCUUGUCGACUGUCAGCGAUAACAACCCUUUCUUCAAGCGAACGGCAAGUACCGACAUUAUGGGUGCCUUUGCAUCCCCUCCGACGAAACCAUAUGCCGACAAAUCGCUUGAUGAUGUAUUUGGUCCGUCAUUCGGACCAGGGGCCAGCACGAGCACUCCUCCACCUGCCUUCCAGCAGCAGCAACACACUGGAACUUCUGCGGUCAGCGGAGCGUCCUUUCAUACCGGCCGUUCCAGUCCCAGCAUAAGCCGCCAAGGUACGAUGAACAUGGAACCUCCUGCGCCGCCCGCAUCAAGGCAAAUCAACUCCAGCUUCUUGCCGUUCCCCGACCACUCCGAAUCUCUCUCUUCGUCUCGCCAGGUCUCGCCACCCGCUUCACGAGCCGAAGGCCUCUCUGCUGACAGCAAUGGUGAGUCGGCCGCGGAAGAGGGGGAGAAGAGUGAGACACAAGGAGCAACGCCUACUGCCACUGAGGCACCGACAGUUUCGGUUACGGAAGCAGCAUUGAAGGCGAAGGCCGAGGAAGCCACCGAUUCGGCGCCGAAGCCAGAUCCUUUUAGCAGUACCGAUCAAGCAAAGGCCAAGGCAGAUUUCGACAAUGCUUUUGCCGCUUUUGCCGCCUCUGGCAAGGGCAAGGCCGCUGGUGAGUCGAAUGUCGACAAAUCCACUGAUGCUUUUAACACUGAGUUCCCGCCCAUUUCUGAGUUGGAGCGUGCCGAUGAGUCUGAGUCGGAAAGCGAGCGAGGUGGUUUCGACGACGACUUUACUGCUGCUUCGCCUCCAAACAAAGGUGUCAAUAAGAAGGAUGCGGUAGCCACGGAGGCCACGGAGGCCAAGAAGACCGCCGCGGAAACGCCUGUAAAUGUCGGCCCCGAAAUACCCGCUAAAGAACCUGUGGAGGAUACCAAUAAAAGUUCCGAACAGCCAUCAUCACCUGCCACCGUCACCAACACAUCCCAGCCGACUUUGACUGCUGAUGACAUCUUUGGAGCAGCUGCUCCGAACGCUGUGCCCCAAAAUACGACUGGGAAAACCGUGUUUGAUGACCUGGAUGACGACUUCGAGGGCUUAGAAGACGCCAAAGAAGGGUCUGCAGAUGAUGACUUUGCCAACAUUUCUCGGGACGACUUCAAUCCCGUGUUUGAUAGCAGCCCGCCAGCCAGCCAAGCCAAGAGUGAGUCCACGGCGUUUGGCAAUGAAAGCACAUUCGACUUUGUGUCUCACAGCUCUGCAGCCGGUAGUACUACCCAGCAGAAGACUGCUGACUCUCAUGACUGGGACGCCAUCUUUGCUGGCCUGGACUCGCCUAGUAAUCUCGCCCCUCCUGGCCCUGGCGGGGAGGGAGGUGGUGACAAGCACGCUGAGCGUCCAGAGCCUCCUGGCCGAGCCCUCACCGAGCAAGGCGUCCACGAUGACCCCAUCUUGAAGAGUCUCACCGACAUGGGUUAUUCUCGUUCAGACGCGGUGGCUGCUCUCGAAAAGUACGACUACAAUUUGGAAAAGGUAUAA
Molecule: messenger RNA, 3603 nt
Organism: Metarhizium brunneum ARSEF 3297
Lineage: Eukaryota; Fungi; Ascomycota; Sordariomycetes; Hypocreales; Clavicipitaceae
Source: RefSeq, a predicted model, not a curated record